Messenger RNA from Culex pipiens pallens (northern house mosquito), 2782 nucleotides. RefSeq lists its product as uncharacterized. The record is from RefSeq and is a predicted model, not a curated record. The transcript has 3 exons. Bases 1231 to 2775 code for a protein of 514 amino acids. NCBI's taxonomy places the organism in Eukaryota, Metazoa, Arthropoda, Insecta, Diptera, Culicidae.
GAGCUAGAUCGGAUAGGCGGGCAGAAUAUCAUAGUUUCAUAUCUAAAGAAGCUCUCCUGAAAUUUUCAGCCAAUUCGGUUCAGAAUUCGAGGUGCCCAAGCGAUUUCAAUUUUGUAUUGGAUGUUGGGCCCGUUAGUAUGGGGAAAACGGCACUUUUUAUACUUUAUUGUUCUAAAAAUCCAAAACUGGACCGAAUAACAUACUGUGUAAGCUGUUUAUAGAUUUUUUUAUGGGGAACAACUUUGUAGAACAUCGCGAAACGAUCUGAGCAGAACUGGCUUAGUUAUAAGUGGUUUAAGCUAAGUUGUUUUUCCAGGGUUAAAUCCAGGACUAAAGUAUAGUCUUUUUAUCUUAUCGGUCACUAUGAUCUGAGAAUGUUUUUUUGACAUGUGGUGGACUGAUUUUUCAAACCGUUUCAAUUAUUCCUUCAAACUGGAAUGAUGGUGCGAACAAGGAAAGAAACCUCGCUUUAUUUGAUCGGUGCAGCAAGAUCGGAGCCGUUAAGCAACCUGCAGAAGCUCCCCACCGUGCGUGAAACGCUGCUGCGGUUUGCAUUUUUAUCAGGAGAGCGACGAAAUGUGAACCAGGCUCUCCUGGUGACGACAACUGAGCUGCUUGAGACAUGGCGGCGAUCUUCAAUUCCGGUUAAAGACCGAAAAAACGUCAAAAAAUGUGUCCAAAAACAGGUUGACCUCUGGAAGCUGCUGAAAAAACACAAGAACAAAGAAACGGAAAGAAAAAACCAUUUCAUCAGCCAGUUGGACACUUUGUUGGACAUUUCCUCUGCAAAAGUAGAAGAAGAACUGUUGAUUCUUUUUUUGAAUGACCAGAGGAACGAGCGCAGAUUCAAUCUAUGUUCAAUAAAUGCCUCAGUUCUGAAGACGAAACCUGUUGAAGAUUAUGCUGCAGAAGAUGAAGCUACGGGAGGAGAAGAAGGAGAAGUUGUGGGAGGUGAAGAGGCGGAAGACGCGAUGGCGGUAGAUGAUGUGGCUGGUAGUUUAAAUUAUCUCUCCCUUAUAAAUAUAAUUGAGCUUCUUAUAAUAAUAUUAAAAAAAAACAAAUAUUUUAGAGUCCUAUCAAGACGCAUCAAGAGAUGACCCGGACUACAUUCCGGAACCAAAACGAGCUAAAAUAACCCGGGAAGGCCAGAGCAACCAAGAUUCCGUAGAUGUUCUCACGGAACAUGUUGUCAGCGCUCUGGACCGCAACAAAAUUUCUAAUCGCCAAGCGAUGAAGAUAAUUGCGCCGGUGGCAGCUGCUUUUGGUGGAAAAUUGGCUAAAAUGCCACUCUCGUGCAGCACGAUUCGACGCAAAAGGAAACAGUGUCGCCAAGAGAUCGCGGAAAGGGUCACGGCCGAAUUCGAAGCAGCUGGACCUGUGGUGGUACACUGGGACGGUGUGAAGCUCGAGAACAUAUCCAGCUCUGGCCAUUCAGAAAGACUCGCGAUAUUAGUAUCGUGGGAUGGAAAAGAAAAGCUUCUUGGUACGGCUACACUGGAACAGGCCACAGGCGAAGCAGCAUCGAACGCAGUUCACGAUCGCCUGGAGGAGUGGAGAUGCACACCGCUGGUUCGAGGUUUAUGCUUCGACACGACCAGCGUUAACACGGGAAGGUUGAAUGGUAAUAUUUUAUCAUUAGUUUAUGUCAGAUAUCUUAAAAUUGUUAAAAAUGAUGCAUUUGUAGGUGCUUGCGUAAACCUAGAAAGGAUUCUCGGCCGCGAUCUGAUGUGGCUGGCAUGUCGGCAUCAUGUUCUGGAACUGAUUCUUGCCAAAGCGUUUUUUGUAUGUUUUGGGCCUACAAAAUCUCCCGAGACACCGCUAUUCAAACGUUUUCGAGAGAAGUGGCCAGAAAUAUCUAAGGACAAAGUCAAGGCUUUGACCGUCACGAAGAAGUUCAAGAAGCAAAAGGAAUCUGUGGUCGGUUUCCUCAAAACUUCAACGGAAUGGUCAAGAAAUGACUACAAAGAGCUAAACGACCUGACUUUGUUAGUUUUGGGGAACCGACCCGAAGGUUUCACAUGGAAAAAGCCCGGCCCCAUCCACCACGCCCGAUGGAUGGCCAAGUUGAUUUAUGCGACAAAAAUCUACCUGCUGCGUGAUCAAGGAAGUGCUUUUGAACUCACAGAGGAAGAGGUCAAGCAGUUGCAGCGGUUUGUUCGCUUCGGAGCAUUGCUUUACGUAAAGCCUUGGUUCGAAGCACCACUUGCCGCGGAGGCUGCAUUCAACGAUUUGAAUUUAUGGAGGGAGCUACAAUCAUUUCGUUCUACUGAUCCUGAGCUAGCGGCAGAAACUUCCACCGUCCUGGAACGGCAUUUGUGGUAUAUAUCGGACGAGCUGAUCGGCCUUGCGUUCUUUUCGGAACAGCUGACCACAAGCGAGAAAGCAAGAAUGGUUUCGGCAAUGCAGAAGAAACCCGAAGGCGUCCGAUCAGUGGUUGCCAAUCCGGAACUGCUUACGAACUCCUCCUUUGAUUGCUUUGUGUCCAAACGAACCGCCAAUAUCUUCACCCAGCUGAUGAUUGACGAUUCAUUCGUCCGUCUUCCGCCGGAUGAGUGGAUCGAGAACGAAGCGUACAGGGAUGGACAGCGAGUCGUUCAAAACCUUCAAGUGGUCAACGACUUGGCCGAGCGCGGCGUUAAGCUGUCCAAGGAUUACAACAAGCUUCUUACCAAGGAUGAAGCUGAGAACGAACGUGUGCUGCAGGUUGUCGAACAGAACCGGAAACACAUUGAAACAAACUGCACGAAGACUUGUUUUGAUAAAAUGUUUUCUUAGAUUUUUA